AUGAAUAGCUACAUAUCGUCAGUACCAUCAAAACCCACGCUCUCUGCUCCAGUGGUGCAGAGCAGGCUCGAACACCACCAUUCACAACAACUAAAGCCAUCGAAACCGGAAGCAAGGCAACAGCAACAACAUCAAAGGUCGAAGUCCAUAAAAGGGAAGCGUGUCAAUUCUCAUAACCGACCAAAGGAAAAUUUCUUACCUGAAGUCCCCGCCCCAUCUCGAUCUAAAAAUAAUCCAAGUUAUGAAAAUCUCGACUCGUUAAAUAGGUUGAAUAAUGCCGACCCUUUGCAUGCGGCAAAUAAUAAUUUGGAUGAAUCUUCCGGUGCCGUCAGUAGUAAUGAGUCUCACUUGUCGGGUUUUGCAUUCGAUAAUAACAAACCGGUUUCACGAAAGUCCAACGAAAGACGAUCUAGAAGACAUCAAUACAGUGACUCCGUCGAUGAAGAUCAAUUCAGGAAUGUUCCCACCGUUUCAAUCUUGAGGAGACCACAGUCGGCUACAGAUUUCGUGAAGACCUCCAAUAGCGCCUCCUCUGCAAACGUGAACACCAAAAUCUUCCUUGAUACCACUCGUGAGGAACUCGAAUUCCCUUUCGCCACGGUUGACGAACAUUCCAAAGAACGCCGACGUUCCGAUGUCACUUCAUCCAAGGUCAAGCGUAUCCAACGACGCAAGGAUGUUAAGUCGGUGACCGAAGCUUUGCAAGUCGUCGAAUCUGAAGCUUUGCCAAGUUUCAGUCCUCCCAGGUCUCACACCCAGAAAGAUUCUAACGAGGAAUCUGAUGUAAAUAGUAUUCUAAACCCCCGUCUGAAGUCUGCUUCUAAUUCUCCAAAGACCGAAUCUGAUUGCUUGUCGGAACAUUCACAAGCGAACAACGCCCUGGUUUUCCCCCCUCUAAAUUAUUCUAAUGCAAUUAUUGCCCUUGAAGAGGAGAUGAGUAGUAAACAGGAUGACCUCGAACCGUCCCACAUUAAGAGACCUCUGGCAAAAGGCUACAAGAGGCGCUCGGAUGUUUACCCUCCGGCCACUGCCUCUGUCAUUCCGGAAAAUUUCGUUCGUCGUGCGUCUAGCGCCUCCGUCGAACUGCAAAGCCAUUUGGCUCCCUUUGCAAACCAUGAUGCUAUGAAUGAACUCCAGUCAUCCGAGCAUUUGUUUUCCACUACUCCACCGUCAUCUCGUAGAUUGUCUAGUUCACCCAACAGACUCAUGUCAUCUAAACUCUAUGCCGGGCCGACCUUUCAUAAUUCCCCUGCUCCCAGUGAUUUACCCUUACCCUCUUUCAUAGGCAAAUCUUCCAGCAAGGAAUCUAGCCCCGCGAUGUCGAACGCUUCUUUGAGUGUUGCCGUACCUUCAAGAGCUUCCUCUCCAUCUUUAUCCUCGGGCAACUCUUCCGAUGAUGACAUGUUUGUUAUGGAUGAAUUCGAGUCGAGCGAUGGUAAACAUUCUCGAGAACCCACCGUCCUAAGAAAACAGAGAUCUCGCGAGCUUCUUCGCAUGUUGUCCCCUAAUUCCAGUCAACAAAAUUCUGCUGCAGCCUACAUGGUUCCUGAACGUAUGGCGACUUCCCACAAUCCCAUGCAAGUCUAUCCUGCGAUCAACGGAUUGUCGUUGACUGAAAUCUCUGAAAACUUGAGGAUUUUGCUGAAGAUUCACGGGCAAUAA
This is a messenger RNA of Acaulospora colombiana, 1662 nucleotides long. The record is from the annotation of a GenBank genome assembly. NCBI's taxonomy places the organism in Eukaryota, Fungi, Glomeromycota, Glomeromycetes, Diversisporales, Acaulosporaceae.